GCUCGACAACGCAGGGUAUUGAAGCAAAUCAUGGGGGCGGAUGACGAGGAUGAAUCGGUUUUGUCGGAUCUCAGGGAGAGCAUAGAAGAGAUCGAGGAGGAAAAUAGCCAUUCAGACUACAGCCUAGAGUUUGACGACGAUUAUGACGGAUCAGGACAUCCAAGAGGAGCCGGACAAUACCAAAGAGGAGGUGAAGAAGGAGAAGGUUCCCAUGGCCAGCAAAAUUCGCCGUCUGCCGUGUGGUCGGCAACUGGGGUUGGAUCGGAAAAGCAGGGGGGGCACCAACACCAACAACGACAACGCUUACAAGAGGGACGGGACCAAGAACGGACGACACGAAGCCAUGUGCUCGUCGAUGACACUGCCAACAUCAUCGCGGACCGCAACAACUCAGGCGGGCUACAAUUUCCUCCGAAAAGGUCGACAGGACGCCAAGCAGACGGCAACGAGACGCAUCAGCAGGACUGCAUGGAAACAGUACAGGCGAGGAACGAGCCCUACUCCUCAACGGCGGCAGAAUUAGGAACCAUGGAGACAAAGGAACUACCAAGUGAAGAGCGAGGGGAUCGAGAACCCUCCUUGCCAGUGCAGGUCCUCACACUCAAAGCUCGACUGGACGGGCUGCUGCUGGGCGGACACGACGGCGUUGAUAGCGGCCACCAAAAGACGGUCACCGAGGCUUUAACGUCGGUGAAACGAGAACACGCUGCUCUGCGGGAGUGCUUGGGCGACAUUGAGCGGGAGCUGUUGACAGCGAGGAGGAAGGUUGAGCAGGACGCGGCCUCGAGGCUACAGGCAGCGCAACAGAAGAGGGCGCGGGCGGAAGCGCGGAGGGUCAGACACUUCGAGCAGCUGGGCGAGGCGAGGAGGGCCGCGGCGGUAGCCAAGGCGGAGGCUGAGGCGUUACGCGCCAGGCUGGCGGACGGAGCGACGGAGCUCCAACACAUGCGAGACAUGCUGGAAACUGCCCGAUCGGCGGCUUCAGCGGCGCAGGACCGGGCCGACCAGUGCCAGAAGGAAGCGGCCGUGGCUGAGGCGGGGUUUUGUAGCAAGCUCUCGCGCACCCAUGAUUCUCGGCUCUGCAAGUCUGCUUUGCUUCGCUCGUUGGCCUUCCGGUUGCCUCUUGAUGGUGCCAAGCUUUGCGAGAGAAAGCGAGAGCUUGAAGUGGACGCCGCUACUAGAGUGGCAGAGGCGCGGGAAAGAGCGGCGGAGGAACAGAUGAAGCGCCUCCCCGAGCACCAGCAACAACUGCUCCAGGCAGAAAGGGACCGCGUGGUGAGAUGGGAGGAGCGCCUGGCAGCCGAAGCCGCGAGUCUUCAGCGCAGGGAGGAGGCACACAAGAUUGAUAUGGAAGCGUGUCGAGCGCAGAUACGCAGGAUGGAGGCGGAAACCAGGGCCCGUGUUGAAGAGGAUGCCUCGAGGGAGCGGUCGACUCUGACCAACGCCAAGUCGGCGUUCGAGAGGGAGAGGGGGGAGCUCUUGCGGCGUGUCGCGGCAGCCGAAUCGGCCGGUCAGGCAGCGAUAGCGGAGGGGUUCGAAUUCCGGCGCGGCGUCGCGGAUGGCAGAGGCGAACGAGGAGCGUCGGAGAGUCGAGGCCGAGAAGGACGCUCUAGCGUUGAGGGCCUCGAUGCUCGCGCCGCAGCUUGCUGCCCUAGAAGAAGGGCGAGCGAUGCUAGAAGGGUUUCAACGAGAAGGCCGAGGGAAGAAUCUCGUCGUGCGAAAGAGAAGGUCUGUCGCGCUCUGGAGAUGGAGGCGGAGGUUGUAGGAAGAGAAGCGGCGGUGGAAGUGAAGUGGAAGGAGAUCACCACAGCCCGCCGAGCGAUCAAGCAGAUGGAGAGGGGCGUCGUUAACGAGGCAGAAGGGUUGGCCGAACAGCGGAAGGCGCUAGCGCUGGCAAGAGUGCGCUUACACGAGCAUCAGAUGGAAAUGGUGUUGCAGAUGUCCGAGAUCCGGAAGGCACUGGAGGUAAUGAAGCGGGUCGACAGCAUCGAGGAUGCGCCCGCCAGACGCCUGGCUCUCGAGCUGGGGACGCUGGCGUGCGACCGGGGGCAGAGUGCGGCGCGUCGGGCCGAAAACUCCCGGGAUUUUCUCGCCGCUGAUGGUGAUGAUGUCGGGACGCUUGCACGACGAGAGUGGGCGGUACAUGGUGGCAGCGAUGGCAGGGGAUUUCAAAUUACGGCCGCCCCGUGCGAGGGAAGAGGUGGUCUAGGAGUGGAGGUUAGGGAUCGAUCCCACCAGGUGUUGCUGGCACCGUGCGAAGAGACAGCUGGCACGACUACAGCUGCUGCUGCUGCUACUGCUUCUACGGCCACAUGUCAAGGGAGGGGGGCAACGGAUGUGAUGCGGAUGGGGGCCGGAGCGUAUGCCGACGAGGCGGGCGCGAGAGAAGCGCUGGACAAGGUGCGCUCCGUGAUAGCCUCGGGAGGAAAAGAGUGGGAAGUGGCAUCGGGAUCGGGUAGCGGCGGCAGCUGGGAGGGACUGCCGGUUCACGGAUGGGCCCGGCGGCUGCAGGCGGCCGCGAUCGCCACUGGAGCAUAUCGACUGCACAAUUAA
This is a messenger RNA of Ectocarpus sp. CCAP 1310/34, 2553 nucleotides long. NCBI's taxonomy places the organism in Eukaryota, Phaeophyceae, Ectocarpales, Ectocarpaceae. The record is from the annotation of a GenBank genome assembly.